GCAACAGUUUAGCUCCAGUAGAUAUCAACUAAUACGCACACUUGCUACGAUCAGUUGUUAAUCUAACAAUUUAUCACUUGCAGAGUCGUUGUAAGGGAGUCCACUGUAUAACCCAAUUCAAUAGCAAAUAAGAUUUAACUUAGACCGAAACAAAACCUUAAAGUUUGAAAAAAUUUACAGUUGAUAACUUAACUGUUUGGUUAAUUGGCAAUUUUUGGCAUUACACAAUUUGUUGUUUAAUUUGUGUCAAGGCAUCCAGUUUGGGCCUAUUUAAAUGAUUGUUUUGUUUACACAAACCUUUCCUUUACAAAGCCUGGUAAUUACUUUUCCCACAGAGUCUAAGGAGGAGAAAAAGAAAAGCAGACGAAUAGUUGAAAAGCUGAAGGGAGAACUUGAGUGGCUCCAGAGAGACAACGAACGUCUGGAAGAAGACAAUAAGAUUUUCAAACAAAGAGAAGAAGAACGGGAAGCAGAGAUUGAGAGGUUCCAGAGAGACAAGGAACAUGCGACCGAACUGGACCGAUACGAAAUGGAGCAAGGUAGACGUGGAAUUUGCCUUGUAAUAAACAAUUACAACUUUCCCCGUGGGAGAGAACGUCAGGGAGCCGAAAUUGACGAAAAGAAGAUAGUAGAUCUCUUCCGAGACGAGCUGGACUUCGAAGUGAAGUUUCUACAGAAUCUCCUUGGUUCGGAAAUUCUCAAAGCAGCCAAAGAAUUUGCAGCAAGGGAUCUCAGCCAAUUUACGGAAUUUGUGUUCAUAAUCAUGUCGCAUGGUGAUAAAGAUGCCAUUGAAGGCGUGGACGGUGCGUUUGUCAAAGUGGCACCGUUGAUGUCUCUGUUCUCGGUGACCAAGUGCCCAACACUUCGGAACAAGCCCAAGCUGUUUUUCAUCGAAGCAUGUAGAGGGCAACUAAGCGAUCCAAGAAAGGAUCGGCUUCCAGCACGAUUGAGGAACACUGAAGGAAACGGCAUUGCCAUGAUGCUUUGUGCUGACUCAAAUCUCGCACACGGUGUUACUCCCCUAGAAGCUGACUUCCUGCUCUCAUUCGCAACAGUACCAGGGUACAAAGCCUGGCGAAGUCAAGUAGCGGGCUCCUGGUAUAUUCAAGUACUGGCAGAUGUCAUCCGAAAGUACCACCGUCAUCAUCAUUUACUCGACAUGCUGACAGAGGUGAACAAACAAGUAGGAGCUAUAGCAAAUGACUAUCCAGAGCAUGAUCUCUCAUUUCAAGUCCCAGCCCAGUCUAACACUCUGAGAGCGAAAGUGUUCCUAUAGAGGCCUGGAGAGAGUCAACAAUACGGUUAUCAUUAUCUUUUUUUUUUUUGGCGAUGUUAUUGAAUGCAAGCCACAUUUUUAGAAUAGCUUUGCUAGCGAUAAUAUUAGGGACCUAAUAAGCACCUUAAGCAACAGACGUUUUCGUUGACGACGGCGACGUGACGACCGAUAAGAAACUGGGACUAGGACGGCUUCAGGUUGCGGUCGCGACAGCAAGUUACCAUCCUUAAAGAAGGAUUUCUCGGGCUAGCAUCACCUCUUUUUGUUCUGUCCACUCCAUCAACGAGUUGAAGAUAAACUUAAGUUUAAAAAUAACUCGAUGUAAUUAAACCUUAUACUAUUCAUGUUUUACUAAGAGAUGUAAAAUCAUUGCCAAAAAUAACGAAACAAUUUAAGUUAAUAAACUUUGCCUGCUUUGAAAUGUCAAAUGUAAAGAGCAAAAAUUAUUUUACAUGUGAAACGUGUAUUGCUAAAGCAAUUAAUUAAGUUUUUUAACCGAAGUUUGUAUCACCGCUCAUUGAGAAAAA
Orbicella faveolata is the source of this 1803-nucleotide messenger RNA. RefSeq names its product caspase-3-like. The record is from RefSeq and is a predicted model, not a curated record. Gene Ontology annotation, biological process: proteolysis. Gene Ontology annotation, molecular function: cysteine-type endopeptidase activity. Lineage: Eukaryota; Metazoa; Cnidaria; Anthozoa; Scleractinia; Merulinidae.